Rhodotorula graminis WP1 is the source of this 1857-nucleotide messenger RNA. RefSeq lists its product as uncharacterized. The transcript has a single exon. The record is from RefSeq and is a predicted model, not a curated record. NCBI's taxonomy places the organism in Eukaryota, Fungi, Basidiomycota, Microbotryomycetes, Sporidiobolales, Sporidiobolaceae. Bases 1 to 1857 code for a protein of 618 amino acids.
AUGGCGACGACCCCCGCCGACCGCUCGCACGAGGGCCACACGCUCCCGCUCGCGUCGUUCGUCGCACAGCGCGCACCGGCACACCCUCUGCCUCGACUCGUCAUCGAUCCCGUCCUCCCGCGACUCGCCAGCCUCGAGGCCGCCCUCUUGACCUCGAGGCCCGCCGCGCUCCUCCUCCGACUCGGCAUCGCCUCGGAGCGCUCCAUCGUCGCCCUCGCGCUCGCAGCCAUUGCAGCUGCCCUCGCCCGGUGGCGCGCACAAUGGCGCGCCGUCCUGUGGGCCCUCGGCCUCGGCGAGGCCCUGUCGAGGACCGUCGGCCUCUUGCAGCGACAAGCGGCGACCGUCGACGGCGAGGGCAAGCAGCACGGCCGGCCCGACGACGACGAGGACGGUACUGCACAAGAGACGCAGCACGUCCUGUCGUUCUGGCUCUUCUUCGCCGCCCUGUCGCUCGCCGACAGCCUCCGCUCGACCCCGUCGGGCCCGUCCUCGUCCUUCACCUCGUCCGCCCUGUCGUUCCUCGCCCUCCCGACUCGAGCGCGCGCCACCCUCCAGUCGGCUCGACGCACCUACCUCCACUUUGUCCGCCUGUGGAUCCUCCCCUCGUUCUUCCGCCUGCGCUGGGCCGGCCGCGCCCUCGUCGCCAAGUACCCUCGCCUCGACCCGGCACCUCGACUCGCCUAUUGGACCGCGUUCCCGUACGCCUUCCCUCGCCUGUACCCAUCCCCCUCCUCGUCGCCCGCGGCCCCGACCCGACGCGCGGCCGGCAACUUUCCCCAGCCGCGCUCGCGCCCGUGGGACCCUCUCCCGACCUCGCUCCCCCUCUCGUGGUCCUACUUCGCCUACCCGUCGACCUCGAGCCUCACCAACCCAUCCCUCGCGCCGACCUACUCGCCCCGCGCCGUCGCCGCCGCCGAGGCGCGCUGGGAGCUCGUCCGCCUCGUCCUCCUGUGGGUCGCCCUGCGCCGCGACGCCUGGGGCGCAAAGAGCCUCGUCUGGGACUGGACGCUCGCGCCCCUCCUCGGCGCGCUCCCCGGCGGCGCCGCAGCAGCACCCGGCGAGCCGACGACGGUCCUGCGCGUUGUGCGCGAGGUGGCCGGCCCGCGAGCAGGUGCGACGGGCCGCGGUGCGGGCGUUCGGGCAUCGAGCGAGAGCGCGCGGCCGCAGACGUCGCAGGACGACCCGGACGUGCCGCUGUCGCCCUCGGGCUCGAGCUCGUCGGCGUCGGCGACGCCUCGUCGAGCGACGGCCGCCACUGGGCGCGACUACCCGACGCUAUCGCCGUACGCCCUGGCGUGGACGCCGCCGCGGCCCACAGCGCCCUCGAGCAGCAUCGCGUCGCGCCCUCGUGGCUCGGCGCCAGCGUCGCACGCGUCGUCGAGCCGCACGGCGUCGCCGGCGCGCCCGACCUCGGCUCGUGCGCCGUUCGCGCUGCAGGACCCGCCGGCCGCUCGUGCGGGGACGUCACGCAGCGGAGCGCUCCUCGGUGCCUCGAGCGGUGCGGCCAGGAGCGCGCGAGAGCACGGCGCGGCGGCGAGCGGUAGCGGACGAGGGCUGCUCUCUCCCGGGCUGAGCGUCGGCGGGUCGUCAUCGGCGGGCGAGGGGCCCCGCAGGUCGAGGCGUGAGCAGGACGACGACGACGAGUGGGACGUCGACGCCGUGGCGGACGACGACAGCGACGUGCCGCCGGCGACGCCAGGCGAGGAGGAAGCCGAGGAGGGCGCGCGGCGGUGGGCGACCGUGCUCGCCGAGGCGCACGCGGCCGAGCUCCUCGUCGACGCCGAGGGCAGCGGAGAGCUCGUCGGUGGGGUCGUCGAGGGCGAGCGGCACGACGGCGAGCCGGGCUGGAGCAGGUGA